GAUGAAACUAUUAAAAGUCAGGGGUUUAUAAGUAAAAGCAUUAAAAUUUAAAAACCUUGAGUGAUUGAAGGAGGAGCUAGGGUUUUGGAACGGUGCGUGCGUGCGUCGCCAUUGUUUAUCUCGGAGUCCCUCCCAAUAGAACAGCUUAUUCGAUCUUCUUCUUCGUUUCUACAUGUGACGUCUUUGAGAUUGUGCUGUUAUAUUCAUCAAAAGAAAAUGUCGAAGAAGAAGAGUAACAGUAGUAGUUCUUCCAUGAGGAAGCUAUCCCAAGCUGGAGACAAACCUUGGUUACAGCAAAAGAAACCUGGUAAGCUAGGGAAAGAGAUUGAUGAUAUCUUUGGUGGGGGAGAGAAUAAGAAGCAGCUAUCCCAAGCAGGAGUCAAACCUGCCAAAAAAACUGGUAAAAUAGGGAAAGAGAUUGAUGAUAUUUUUGGUGGGAGAAAGAAGAAGGUAGAAGUGGAAACAAAUGAGAAAGAAGAGGCCCCUGUGAAUAAAGCAAGAGUGGCAAAGAGGAAGAGGAGCGAGGUUGACGGAUUCAACAGCAACCCAAGAACCGGACCGAGGAAGAGGACUGAAGACGGGUUACUAGUGUUCACGGAAGAUGAGCUUGGUAUCAAUAAGGCCAAUGCUGGUAAUACGCCUCUGUGCCCUUUUGACUGCCAGUGUUGCUUCUAGUCUCCUUUCUCUGUUUGAAAGUGGAUCUUAAGUUAACGCAGCUUUAUUGUUCAUGUUUGAUGAGACAAAAAAAAAAAACAAAACAGUUUAUUUUCUAUCCAGUUACUUGUUGAUUGAUUUGGCCACUACUAGUGGAUAGGAUCUUAAUAGAGAGGUCCUGAUGAAGAAAUAUGAUUGAUCUCGGAUUUGAAGCACCUCUUGCUUAGUUCAAGUCUUUAUAUCAUUUCUUAACACAUGCAUCAUGUUUGAUAUCUAUCACUUUUAAGUCUUUCUUUGAUGUUGUUGUAUCUUUUGAUUUCAUCUCUCAGAAACUACUUUAAUGGUGGGGCUGAUUCCA
Messenger RNA from Brassica oleracea var. oleracea, 1012 nucleotides. RefSeq lists its product as uncharacterized. The coding region runs from base 217 to 675 and encodes 152 amino acids. The record is from RefSeq and is a predicted model, not a curated record. Lineage: Eukaryota; Viridiplantae; Streptophyta; Magnoliopsida; Brassicales; Brassicaceae. The transcript has 2 exons.